Messenger RNA from Daphnia carinata, 945 nucleotides. RefSeq names its product lysosomal thioesterase PPT2-A-like (gene Ppt2). NCBI's taxonomy places the organism in Eukaryota, Metazoa, Arthropoda, Branchiopoda, Diplostraca, Daphniidae. Gene Ontology annotation, cellular component: lysosome. The transcript is spliced from 6 exons. Bases 51 to 926 code for a protein of 291 amino acids. Gene Ontology annotation, molecular function: thiolester hydrolase activity. The record is from RefSeq and is a predicted model, not a curated record.
UGAAGUUACCAAGCCUUAGUUCUGAACUCAGACAGAUACCCAGUUACACAAUGGGGUUUGAUUGUGCAACCGUUAUAUAUUUGUUAUGUUUUCUCGUAACCAUAAACGCGCAAUGGUCAGCUGACCGGGCCUAUAAGCCUGUAGUAAUCGUGCAUGGAAUUUGGGAUAAGAGAACAUCUUUAGAUUUCAUGGCUAAUCGAAUUCGUGAGGUUCAUCCAGGAACGUCAGUCACAGUCGUUGAUUUGCUUCAUGGAACAUCGUCCCUUGCCCCGAUGUGGGAGCAGGUUGAAACAUUUGGUUCCGUCGCCAGACAGAUUAAUGCAGAAAAUCCAAAUGGGAUUCACCUUCUUUGCUACUCACAAGGUGGCCUAGUAUGCCGUGGAAUGAUAGAAACGCUUUCGAAUUUGAAUGUCUCCACUUUCGUAUCUCUCAGUUCGCCUCAAGGCGGUCAGUACGGUGAUUCUUUUCUCCGAUUGAUUUUCCAUAAGGCCGUUAAGAAAACAGUACACCGAAUUUUUUACACUUCCCCUGGCCAAAGAUAUUCGGUGGCAAAUUAUUGGAACGAUCCACACCAUCAAGCUAGCUACAUAAAACAUUCGAAGUAUUUACCAUACAUUGACAAUAUUGUCCCAGAAGCUAGAAACGAAAGUUACAGAACAAACUUUCUUCGACUUAAUAAACUCGUCUUAAUUGGCGGACCAGACGAUGGCGUUAUUACGCCUUGGCAAUCAAGUCAUUUUGGUUUUUUCAGAGAAGAUGAAACUGUGGAAAAUAUGGAAGACCGUGACAUCUACAAGCAGGAUCUUUUUGGGUUAAUGUCGCUUCAAAAUAGGACAAAAAUCUACACUGUCGAGGGUGUUUACCACCAUCAGUGGCACCAGAAUAUCUCAGUUAUUGAUACAUGUAUUAUUCCACAUUUAGACUAGGAAAAAACGACGAAACAUG